GUAUCCCUUUCAGUGCUUGAAAUUCCUUGCUAAAAAAUACAAUUCAUGUAAAUUAUGAAUCAUCUAUUUAGAGCAAACUUCAGUGUCUGAGAUAAAAAAGAACAUUAUCGACCAAUUGUCUUGCUGGAAGGACCAAACGGACAUGCAAUAUAAGAGGUAUAACUCUGAUCAGACCGGUGAAGGUAACGUCUACAGAUUCAGGAGCUGCAAUGAACUCAGAAAUGUCAACAAUGAUAUUAAAGGUGAGAGAGCCAAUAUAUAUAUUAUAUUUACAUAGUCUGAAAAGAUACGUGUCCAUCAAGUUCAGCCUUGCCCAUAUCUGACAACGGCGUGGAUUUGAGGUUCCGUUUUAGCAAUAUAUGAGGACAGACAGCAGGACAUGGUAUACACCCGAGGAAGACUGGUUGGUCGAAACGAGUUGUGUGGAUUACCUGCUGAUUUAUUUGAAUGUAUUAUCUAUUGCAGUAUUUGUCCAAAAGAAAAAUUAAAAACAAGUAGAAAAGGCGCUAUAUACACUUAUAUAAAGCGUAAUAUUACUUUUAAAACAACACAUUUCCCUGGGGCUAAUUUCACAAAGUAGGUACCUUGCAGAAUCUGGGGAGAUAUAUAGACUUUAUCCAGCACAAUUCCUUGCUUUCUGUCACACUACACAGAUGGAAUACCAGCUACUAGAAGUCAUCAACGUUUUCUAUAAUUCUAAUAUGAAAUGGACUAUCAGGCCUACCAGGACAUCUCUAGGAGGACAUAAUGAAACCUUACAAAGACACAAUGACCAUAACACAUUAGUUUAAUAAUGAAAAUAGAUAACGGUGGCAGACCCCUUCACCACUAGGAGGAUUGGGGAGCUGUACCACACAAAGACUGCCCACACCCCUUGGAAGAACAAACUCCUGGCGCUCAGAUGAAUAUUAGCUAAUGGAUCAUAGUUAUUUUGCCCCUUAGUUCUCACUCUCAGAAGGGCCAUACUCGUUUUUUUUCAUAGCAAAUCACUGUAAAAUGUAUCCAGUUGUAGUUUCUCAGAGAUGGAUGACUGAUGUUCUUAAAUACCACUUAAGCAUAAAGUAUCCUCCCAUAUUGUAUGUUACCUAUAAUUGUACUCUUACGUUUUCACCUAUAUUGAUAAAGUUGUGUACUGCUUAUACAAACUCAAUAAACUACAAAAAAGUUAAAACAAAUAUAGGCACAAUAGGCAUCCUCAGCUGACAGCAUAGAGAAUCCUGCAGAACACAGCCAGGUUUCAUUCUUAUGUUGCCCAAUUCCUUCGGUAGAUUGAAACAAACUGGCAACAUAAAAGAUUUAUUACCUAUCUAUAUUGAGUAUUAAAACCUCAAUGUCUGUAAUAAAGUAAAAUGAAAUAUAAGUGAUUCACCCCUUAUGUUACUAAAAUCACAACACCAAAAAAACAAAUCCUGUUCAGUUAGCCAACCAACAUUUUAGGAUAACAAUCAACAUGUUCUGUAUUGCCAAAACACCUUAUUGUCCAACUCCAUGAGACACCUGGCUCAAAGAGGACACAGCACACCUCUUCUUCACAGGUGAUAUCUAAUGGAAGAAGUUAACCAUAGCCAGCUCAAGCUGAUGAUCAUACCACACAAAGUCGGCCACUAUCAUGCCAAGGCCAUAAUGGACACCAAAAUGCUUCAAGUGAUUAAAGGGAAGGUAAAUAGGAGACCCAUGUUCUAUUAUAUCAAACACAACAAUCAUAAAGGAUUUAGAAAAAGGUACAGAUUUGCACUAAAAAGUUCCCUUGUCUUGAAGGUAAAAAAAAUAAUAAAAUUAGGGGCAUUAUGGAAUCCAUUCCAUAAUGUUGUACAGUUAUCAUUUACCUGUCAAAGACUUCUUAAUAAAAAUAGAAGGACCAGAAAACCAAGACUUCUGUCAAUCACAGGUUUAUUGGAGAAAUGUUAACCAGGUAGUAUCAGGUGACAUAGAUCAGUUAACCUCCAUAGUGGUAAUCUGGAUACUAGAGAAAUACAAAAGCAUGACCCACUUAGGUUGCCAAAGACCCACAAAAUUACACAAUGUGGUGUACAUGAGCAAUGCAGCAGCUUGUCCAAAGUUGAAUCCUGUACUUAAAUCUCAAUCACAAAAGUUAUUAUUAUUAUUAAAAUAAAAUAUUAUAGGCCAAUAAGUGUUGGUAAUCCAUGUAAGGACUAUAAUACAUAUUAAUAAACUAACAGCAAUUUUGAGCUACAUUAUUUUAAGAAUUUACAGCUAUUUAAAAUUACACUGCUUUCCAUUGACUUGUUGGUUUGAAAGAUUUUAUGUCCAUGCAGUGUAAAUUUAAGCUAAAUCCAAUUUAAACUCAUCGUGGCACAUCUGAGCCAUUAAUUGGCUUGUUAUUAGUAAAAUUGUUUUUGCAUGAAUUUUUCAGAUGGGGUUUAUACUCUGACCACUGAACAUGGAAUGACCUACCAGACAUUUUGUGACAUGACCACUAAUGGUGGAGGUUGGACUUUGGUGGCCAGUAUUCAUGAGAACAACAUAAAUGGCAAGUGCACAUUUGGUGAUCGAUGGUCCAGUCAGCAGGGGAAUGAUCCCAACAACCCAGAGGGUGAAGGAAACUGGGCCAACUAUGCCACUUUUGGGACACCUGAAGGAGCCACAAGUGAUGACUAUAAGGUAUAAUAUGAUACAGAUCAAAAUUGUUUCAAUAUUUUUAAAUACUUGGUUUAGUCAUGAUAUAUUAGUUAAUGACAAAUAUUGAUCAAAACUGAUAGCAAUUUUAGCAUUCAAAAUUGGGGGAGAAUAUUGUGGAAUCGUGAACAUUCGAGUACUAUAUGAACGUUCUUGUGAGGUUUCUCAGCUUGCAUGAAUAUAAAUAAAAAGCUCAUAUAUGAACCAAUGGAGGUAUUUGGUUUUUUUGCACCAGAACAGCACACUAUGUUAUUUAAUUAUGCAUUCUAAAAACCUUUAUGUAUUCAUUUUUUAGAAUCCUGGAUAUUAUGAUAUUAGUGCUAAAGAUGUGAGUGUGUGGCAUGUUCCCAACAACACACCACUGCCUUAUUGGAGAAAUGCAUCAAUCCAAAGAUACAGGACAGACACUGGCUUUUUAGAACAAGAAGGAACGAACCUCUUUCAUUUGUAUAAGGUGUGGAUUUUCAGAUAUAUAUGUACACCGUAUGUAUGAAACAGCAGAAACAUAAACUAUAAUUAAAGCAUGUCUCACUUUUUAAGAAAUCUUGUUAAAUCGAUACUCCAACCACCAUGACUACUUCUGCUUUUCGAUGGUAGGAACCUGUUGCUGUGCUGUGUUUCUGCUGUAAACAUUGCACAUCCAGAGUUAUUUGCAAUUGUGUGCCGUGGGCUAGUUACAACCCAGUACACGUGACUUAAUCGGCCUGCAAUUCUGUUCAGGACUGCCUAAUGUCAAUUCUGUGCAUAUUUUAAGUUUGUUGUCAGUGUGUACUGCAUGCUGGUGACAGAAGUUAUGUGCUUCUUCCUUGGAGUUAAACAAACUCCAUAACUGCAGCAAUUUCUCCUCCCUACCCCUCUGCUAAUUUCUUUUUCUCCUUUUUUUUCUCCUGCCGUACCUUCCUCCUCCUUUCCUUCCCCACACUUGCUCAGCAUGCAUACAUUAAAUGGUGCAAUCAAAGGCUAUUUAUGAGAAGCCUUUGAUUGGUUGAUUGGCACUGAAUUAAGGUAAGUAAAAAUUAUUUUUAAACUGUUAGGGGGAUCCUAAAUCAUCUUGGAGAGAGGGGACCAAAAGGAUAAUAGUCAAUAGGGCACUAUUCAGAGAAAAAAAGGUUGGAGUAACUCUUUAUAAUUUACAGGCAAAUCUAAAAUGUGUCAGUAAUAUUUGAACAUAUUUUAUAUUCACUGCUUACUCUAGCCUUUCCAACACUAAUGCUCGUAGGCAGGGCUGACGCAAGCAUGGCACAACAUUGGCAGCUGCCUUAGAGCGCACCGUCCAGGGGGGACACAAUGUUUGGGCAAAGCGCACAGCCCUUCUCUCCUGCCAGGAAAUUGUAGUGUUGCUGAGCUCACCACGGUGGAAGAUCUUCUGUAUCCCUUAUCAGUCUGACAGGAUGUGCUUGCUAAGCGCAACGAAGAGCUACAGGAUACAGAAAAUCCUCUACAAUGGUCUGCUACAAAAUGAAGUUAAGCCGGAGGAAAGGGGGAAAAGACCACAAAGGAAUGGGGGAGAACACACAAGAGGAGCAGAGGAAGGAGAAAAAAAAAUACAUGUACAGGGGAAUGUGAGAAAAAGACACACAAAGGCAGUGGUGGAACUGCCGCCGGUGCGGUUGCAUCAGGGGCCCGCACGCCUUGGGAGGCCCAUGCAAGGGCCACCCAAUGGGUAUUAUUGGUAAACAGGAGCCCGGUUGGGCGUCACAGCCCUUUAAGAGCCUGACGGGGCCCAUGCAGUGUAGGUGAUACUUGGAGGAAUCCAGACAGGUCGCCCCCCUCGGCAGGUAUCAGCAGCCUGGUCGGGUACUGCGGCCUGAUGACAGUGUGACUAGGCCCCUUUUAUGUUUGCACAGAGUGCUGGGAGGAAGUGAUUAUCUGUCAUUUCCUCCCAGCCUACAGACCACGCAGGCUUGGGUACACGGAGGAGGCACAGAGAGGGAGGAGGGGGCUCUGCAGGCAGUCAGCUGCAGACUCCCAUCAGCGGCAGCCAGUCCCAUGAAGUCACAGAGGGGAUUGGGAAGGGGAAAAGAGACACAGAGGGGAUUGGGGAGGGGAAAAGAGAUAGGCUGAGCGGGAGAAAGACACACAAAGGUGCUGAGGGAAAGGAAGUAAGACAAGUUAGUGGUAAGAACACAAAUGGAGAAAAUGGGGAAUAAAAUACAUUUGAGUGGUGUAAGACACAAGAGGUUAUAAGAAAUACAAAAGAGGUAAUAAUUUCAAGAAGUGGGUUAAGACACACAUAGGUAAAGAUGCAUUAUUUUGGUGGGGGGUGCAAAAUGUUUGAGGGGUGCAAAAACGUUUACUGGUGCAGGCUUCUAAAUUGGACAUUCUUUAAUCAUUUGUUCGUUAGAAAUACCCAGUGAAAUACAAUGCUGGAACCUGCCCUCAAAAUAACGGUCCAGCUAUACCUAUUGUAUAUGACUUCGGAGAUACUGAAAAGACAACCAACUUCUAUUCACCAAGUGGCAGAGGUAAGAGGCGUUAACUUUGCUCAAUUUAAAAAUAACUUGCAACAUAUGAGAACACAAUAAAAUAUAAUAAACACCUUUGGUGGGAAUGUCCACUACUGAUUCCAUACUGGUUGUACGUUCACAUGCUAGUAAAAAUAAACAUCCCACUGACUUCUGAAAUCUGAUCCUCAUUAAUUAAAAUAUAUAAUCUAAGCACCAUAACUACAACUAUUUAUGAGUGUCAUAUGCAAAGUUUCAGAUUUGUACAGGUCAAAGGUUACAUUCCAUUCUCCGGUGUUAGGAGUCCCUGGAUACCCUCCCAUGGUAAAUAGUCAAACCAUUUUUGAACAGUGUGACUUUUACCAAAGUCCUCUUUGUGCCUCAUCUUCAGAUUUAGCGAACAUGGACAUUCCUAUUUCUUCAUUAGUAACAUGAAUUCCACCUGUCUCUCAGGAGCUGGUCAGCCAAUGGGUAGCAUCCAGAUAGGGAGGAAAUUAAUAUAGCUAUUGAGGAAGGGGAAUGUAUAUUCUUUUACAUGGUACUUUUUUUUAGCAGGGCUUUCUUCACCUACUGUUCCAGUAUGUCAAUCAUGUUUUGUAAGAAUUUAGUGUGUGUCUCGUUUACUUAUUUACAGCAUUGCAGAUUAUGCUGGUGCUAUAAACAUAAUUGGAAUGGUAAUUAUCGAUGAAGAGGGGUUGGAAACAAGGAACCUAGGUGAUCUGGGUACAGUCAAACUAAAAUUACUUAACUACUUGCUGUGGCGGGACAGAGCCAAUGGACCUUUGCACCAAAACCACUAGAGUAGGCUGUAGUGGUUAUAGUGCCCAGACUGAUCCUAGUUUGAGCCUAGACAAUGAUCACUAUGGAAAACAAUAGUCCAUUUUCAUAAAUGGCUGCAUUAUUUACUUUAGCAAUAACAUUUUGCAUUUUUUUUUAUUAUUCACAAUUAACAGUUUUUGUGUUAUAUUCAUGACACUCCACAGGACAGUUUAUUGCUGGUUUUAUUCAAUUUCGUGUCUUUAACCAUGAAAGUUCAGUCCAAGCACUUUGUCCUGGAAUGAAAGUUAUAGGAUGUGAUUCGGAACAUGUGAGUAUCUUGUAAAGUUAUGUUGUUUUAAUAGUGUGCAACAACACUUAUCUAAUUAAAACAGAAAUAUCACUGAGAUGUAUGCAUUUACCACUAGUGAAAUAUAGAUUGUGAUUCAUUAAUGAAUUAAUUUUUUAACUGGGACUGGUUAAGAUGUGUCAGAUAUUUUUGGCCACGACAGCUCACUACAGUGCUGGGCCAGUACUUUAUGCAAGUCUGAGUUAAAAAGUUCCCUGCUGGAAACCAGAACAGUUCUUAGCUUAUGGAGGACACUAUCAACCCUUAAUGCUGGACACUAUAAUUUUAUUGUAUUUUGACUACUUGUAUAUACUUUUAUCAAUGUAUCUUUAAUCUCCAUUUCUUUGUCACUUUAACAUACCUGGGCGUGCUUGUUUUUUUAUGUGUGUGUGUGUGUGUGUGUGUGUGUGUGUGUGUGUAUAUAUAUAUACACACACAGUUGUGGGUGUGAAUGUGUACUUGUUUAUUUAAUCAUAUAUUUUACUUUGUCUUGCCCUGCAUGCUAAAGCUAGCUUUUCCUAGCCCCACUCAACAUUGUCGGCUUGUUAACUUAAAUGUUAUUCACCUAUCUGCUUAUCUCUAAAUAAUUUUAGACCGUUCUUGUUGCCUGCCCACCCCAAGCUCUUCAUUCAAUUUUUUAGAUGGAAUCUCACAUACAAUUUUAGUUAAUUAGAUAUUACAGCUGCAAACACUACGUGCAAUCAGAACACUCCUACUCUUCUUUAACCACUAACACUCAGUCCUCAGUCUCCUUACUUCUGCCUAUUCUGCUUUUCUCAAAGUACUUACUCAUCUGAGCAAUGCUCUAUCUUCUCCUCUUUUCCUUUUCUCUCAUCUCCCUCAGCAUCAAAAUAUCUCCUUACAUCCACUUUCCUCAACAACACAAUUACAUCCACAUUAAUCCAUCUCUGCUACACUCCCCCCUUCUCUCAUCUCAUGCCCUGCACUCAUUUCUCUAUUCUUUCUCUCCUGCUCCCACCCAAUCUCAUCCUAUACCCCGCCCAUAUAAAACCUAUUCACACCUUCUGUCACUAUCUCUCCUCCUACUUCUAGCAGCUGGUGACGUCUCUCCCAACCCAGGGCCCUUCACCUCGUCUGCUCACACUAAAACAACUAGAAACCACACAAACCUCAUCCAAAUACCUUGCAGUUUAUCCUCCUCUACCAACAUUCAGUGUGCACUCUGGAACCUGUUCCAUCUGUAGCAAUAUUAAAUCAACAGCCAUACACAACCUCUUCGUCUCUAAUUCCCUCACACUACUAGCACUCACCGAGACCUGGCCUUGCCCCUCUGAUACUGCUACCCCAGCUUCUUUAUGUUUUGGUGGACUACAAUUCUCCCACACUUCCAGACACAACUGUAAAGGAGACGGUGUAGGUAUCCUUCUCUCCCCUCAAUGUACCUUCCAGUCUAUCCUCCCUGCCCUAUCCUUUACUUCCUUCACACUGUCCAUCUAUUUAAACCCACUACUUUAGGAAUUGCCAUCAUCUAUCGCCCAACCUAGGCUAUUUAGUGAACACUUUUCUUCCUCGCUACCCCACUUUCUCUCCUCUAGCACUCCUUCCCUCAUACUUGGGGAGUUUAACAUCCCAGUCAACAACCUCAACUGCCCUGAUGCCUCCCGUCUGCCCUCUGUAACUUCCUACUUCUGUCUCACACAGUGGUGUACUUCAGCAACUCAUACAGCAGGAAACACUAUUGACCUCAUCUUCACCAAUCUCUGUACCACCUCUUAUCUUUCCAAUGUUCCUUUAUCUGACCACCAGCUGCUGACCUUUGACAUCGGCAUACCCCGUACCCAAAUUUCACCACCCUCAACUUUCCAAUCUCGCAGAAACCUCCACUGCCUUGAUCUCCAGCAUUUCUCCACCAAACUUAAAACUCUCCUUUUACCCAUCUCAAAUCUCACUUGCCCUAACUCUGCAAACUCACUCUAGAACUCCAUUCUCUCCUCUCAACAAGACAUCAUGGCACCUCCUACAUUUAAACGCAGCAAGCGUUCCCAUUUACAACCCUGGCACACCAAGCUGACCCGAUAUCUCACAAAAUGUUCCAGAACUGCUGGACGCUGUUGGAGAAAGUCUAACUCUGCACCUGAGUUCCUUCACUAUACUUUUAUGCUGAGCUUCUACACUCUGGCUCUUUCCUCUGCAAAAGUAAAUUACUUCAACACCCCCAUAAGUACACUGUACCGCCAACCCAAAUGCUUAUUUCACACUUUUAAUGCACUCCUUCACCCUGUUGCUCCCCUCCACCCUGUCCGCCUCAAACUUUGCAGCUCACUUCACUGAGAAGAUAUCUCCCAUUAAGGAAGAGAUCUCUAACCUCUCUCCCUCCCCUUCCAAUACAUCUUCCAAUAUAUCACCCAACCAUAUUCACUCCACUCACUGUUCUAUGCUCAUUCUCACCUACUACAAUGGAAGAGGUUUCUGCUCUGCUCUGGUCCUCCCGCCCCCACCACCUGUUCCUUCGAUCCUAUUCCUUCAUAUCUCAUCCGCACUCUGUCUCCCUCUCUUGCUCUUCCUUUCACUGAAAUUUUCAAUCUCUCCCUUUCCUCCGGCACAUUUUAUUCACCCUUCAAGCAUGCAACGAUAACGCUGAUUCUGAAAAAGCCCAACCUUGACCCCAACCAACUACUGCCCUAUAUCGCUACUGCCAUUUGCCUCCAAUAUCCUUGAGAGAGUUGUGUAUGCAAGAUUGACAGGCUUCCUCAAAUCCAACUCUCUGCAUGACCUGCUUCAUUCUGGAUUCCGUGCUUGUCACUCUGUUGAAACAACUGUGACCAAAGUAUCCAACAAUUUAAUUGCUGCUUAAUCUCGCAGCCAUUACUCUAUUCUAAUUCUCCUUGAUCUUUCUGCUGCUUUUUCUCCCCAACCCCUCUCUGUUGGUGUUCCCCAAGGGUCUGUCCUUGGUCCCCUACUGUUCUCUAUCUUUACUGCUCCCUUGGUAAACUCAUCAGCUCCUUUCGCUUAUAUUAUCAUUUAUUUGCAGAUGAAACGCAAAUCUACCUGUCCUGAUCUCUCUCCGCCCAUCUUGACUCGUGUCUCUGACUACCUCGCAAUUUCCAACUGGAUGGCUGCUCACUUCCUUAAACUCAACCUGUCCAACACAGAAAGUCUGGUCUUUACAUUGGCUUCCAGUUAAAUAUAGGGCUCAAUUUAAGAUUCUGGUGCUUGCUUACAAGUCCCUACAUAAUGCUGCUCCAACCUACCUAUCCUCCCUAAUACACAAGUAAGUCCCGUUGAGGCCCCUGAGCUCUUCCGAAGACCUGCGUCUAUCCUCUGUCCGUACUCCCACAUCUGAUGCUUGCCUCCAAGACUUCUCCAGGGCUGCACCUUUUCUGUGGAACUUCCUUUCCUCCUCCAUUAGACUUUCACCCAGUCUCCACUCCUUCGAAAAGUCUUUGAAAACACACUUCUUCAGGAAAGCAUAUCACUUAAACUGUUAGCGGGUUUCAUUCCCAUCCUCCCCCCACCCACACCUUCUACAUGACUCCUCUCCUGCAACUGUCAAAAAUAACCUAGGUUUUCAGUGAAUGCUUCUCUAGCAACCUAUUAUAUUACCCAUACUUAUACCCUUUGUGCCACUGUACCCCACUCCCUCUAGCAUGUAAGCUUAUUGAGCAGGGCCCUCAACCCCUCUGUUCCUUGUCGUCCAUUUGUCUGGUUACAAUCAUGUAUCUGUUAGUCCACCCAUUAUACAGCGCUACGGAAUCUACUGGCACUAUAUAAAUAAUAAAAUAAUAAUAAUAACUACAUAAGCUACAAAUUCCUAGGAUUUGCAGCCAGUGUAGGAACUUAAUUUAUCUUCUUGAAUAUAUGAAAGUUUAUAGUUUGUUGCCAUGUUUCUGAUAGUGUGGUUAAUAAAUCCUAACAUCAAGUUUACUUUAAGGCUGUGUUCUAUAAACAAACUUACAGCCCUUACCACUACCAAUGUAUUAUGCCACAAUGUAUCACAGUCUUCUUUCUCUAACUAUGGCAUCCACCAUUCAUUUUAACUAUAUUUGUCCUUUGGUGUUUUUUCAGCAUUGUGUUGGAGGAGGAGGAUAUAUUGUACUAAUUAGACAAUGUGGAGACUUCAACUCAUUGGAUUGGGAUGGUUAUGGGACACACACAGGAUGGAGCUCAAGCAAAGAAAUUACAGACGCAGCUAUACUGCUCUUUUACCGUUAAUACAAAAAGAAAAAAAACGUGACUCAAUGAAUGAAACUGAUCACAUGCGAAUAAAUUAACAGUGAGGUUUAAUAUAUGUUACUGUCUCACGCGCAGAGCAUCAAUGCACUUGUAUUUAUUGGUCAUUAAAUAUGAGUACUGGUACCCCUGUCUAGAAAAUACCAAACUUACAUUUCCCAGACAUCCCCUAACCAACUUGCGUAGACAGGCUGUCUCUGUCUCAUCUGUCUCUAUUUUACAUUAAUAGUCACCCUGGCAAACCCUUGUUUCUCCAUAUCUAUUCCACAUGAUCACAUUCUAGCUUCUCCAGAAUAUUUACUGGGGCUUUAAAAGGACACACCAGGCACUAUUACCAUAUUAUAUAACUGAAGCCUAGUGUACAAUGGUGCCAUCAGUGGCUGCCCACAGCACAGCCCUCACUAGAGAUGUAGCUAAGAAGGACAUUGCAUCCCACCUUAGCCAUACCAAUGUAUGCCAGUAAUAGGCAGCUGUGAUAGGCUGAGAGUGACCCAAUUCAGCUUUAAACUAUUCAAAAUAGCUUAACAAUGAAUGGAGGCAUGACACCAGUGUCCUCCAGGCACCAUAACUACUUCCAUAAGAUAAAAUGGUUACACUGCCUAAAGCCUUCUACCGAUUGGCACACGAGAGCAUCCAUUGCUAUUAUGAUAACAUAAAAGGGCCCCUAAUCUGUGUUUAUUCUGCAGACAUAGACGAUGCUUGCCAUGGGCAAUGGUAGGUUGUAAUCACUAGAUGAAGGCAUCUAUAAUUAAUACCCAUUACAGUUUCUGGCUUUGCUGGAUGAGCAGGCUGGAGACAUAGAGAAAAUAGGAGAUACAAUGUGGAAAACAAUUGAAUUCCUUAUUAAAGAAAAAAAAAAGCUAAAUGGAUAAUUAGUUGAACAUUUUGUGAACAGAGCCACAUUGUUCUGAUGCCGACAUGAAGUUGGAUGAAUUCCCCUGGUCUUAUCUGCUGCAUGGUGUGUUCCUGAGAUCCUACAUGUUCACUCUCCUCCUUACCUGUGGGAUCGAAAAUGCAGUGGACUGGUGGGAAUUAUAAAGAGUUCUCUAACAUCUCUGCAUGACUCCUAGAAAGAAAACAAAAGGAUAUUUCUUGACGUAGCGAACAUUCAGCGCUACUUGUUGAUUUAAAAAUGGAUCCUACAUAAGAUGAUAAGUAGGAACAUUUUGUACAUCAAAAGCCAAUUGGACUUGCACUAUGAUAGUGUUACUGCCCCAAUGGGGUUGACCAUUCAUCCGGUGU
This is a messenger RNA of Pelobates cultripes (western spadefoot toad), 11619 nucleotides long. NCBI's taxonomy places the organism in Eukaryota, Metazoa, Chordata, Amphibia, Anura, Pelobatidae. The record is from the annotation of a GenBank genome assembly.